AAAAAAGUGCGACCUGUUGUUCUUCGGCGCUGGCUUCCAGGAAGCACGAGUUCAUGUGUCAUCUGUGUCUUAUAUUAAGUUGUGAUUGAGCCAUGUCUGAGUUGGUCGUGCCAGAUCCGGAAGAACUGUUUGAGUGUCCCUAUGACAAGGUCCACAUGGUGCGAGCGAAGAGAUUCCAGUAUCACCUCAUGAAGUGCCGCAAGAAUUGGCCUGGAUCAGAGUUUUCGGUGUGUCCGUUCAACGCUAAGCAUGAGAUGCCGAAGCCAGAACUACGAUACCACAUGGCCACUUGCAGUGACCGAGCCGUCCUGGAGAAAGACAUUGCUUAUGAGAAGAGCAAGAUGAAUGAAGAGGGGACGUUCUUCAAGGGUUGCACGGACGUACCGCCCUACACCAAACAUAUGGCCUGUGACGAGAGCUGGGAUAUGGAGAUGAAUUCCUGUCCAAGAAUUGGAGUGGAACCUGAGUUCUUUGACAAGUUUAGGUUUAUCAACCUCUCAGGAUAUGCCCAGUCACAAAAGCGUCAAUAUUAUGAGAAUCUCAAAUCCGAAUUUGAAGGACAGACUGUCAAGAAGCCGCUUGCGGGUAAGAAUCCAUCAGGCAAACUACGGCUUCCACAAGAAUCCUCAAAGGCCUCCAAGCUAUCAGAACAUCAACAGCCCAUACAACAUCCUGCCAAUGUGUUUGCCUACUCUCUGUCCAUGGCGGGCCUGGGCCGUGGGAGGGGCAAGUCAGCAGUGGAUGCUCAGCCAGUGGGCCUUGGUACCGGCAAUAUCUUCAACAUGGGCAUCGGGAGGGGGCUGCCAACACCAGCCAUCAGAGAUUUGCUGACAAACAAGUCCAGUACAGCCCCGAAGUCUGUAGUCCCAGCAGCCAACAGUGUUUCUGCACGUCCAACAGGAGCCAACAGUGUACAACAGAACGUCCUGCUGCACAGUCCAGAUAAUCCCGACACAUCUGUGGUAUCUGCGACAGAAGGCAAUGUCUCAAACUCAGGAAUUAUGUUCAAAGAAGGUGAGAUCUCUGUGGGGAGAGUAGCAGUGGAGAGCACCUGAUACAACCUAGUACCUGCAGUCAUCCUCAAAUGAUACAGGUUCAGGAUCAUCUUCAAGAAGCUGGGUGUUCUUGCAGAGUCUUUCUAUAUGUGCCAACAGGGCAUAGUGCUUUAUUUCUGUCUGUUUUGUUCUUAAUGCCAUUUGACAAAAUGGUCAAUUUUGACUGUUCUUUUAUCUAUAUUUGAAAUACUAAAAAAUAGGUAUAAUUUGUUCAUCAUCCUCAACAUUUGCAAACAUGCUUAAGAGUUUAUAAAACAGAGAAACAAUUAUCUCUGUUAUCUCAAAUGAUUGUUUUCUGAAUAUGAGCCCAAAUGCAUUUUAUUAUUCAGGGCUCGAUUUAAGAGAUGUUAACCUACUUGCACCAGGUGCAACCUGAGAUAUAAACCUAGUUACACCAGCCAAAUUUCAGUUGCACUGCUUUUAUUGCAAUAUGUACUGUAAGAAAUAUGCUAUUGAAUUAUUUAGAUGUUUUAUUCAGAGUUUACCGACUCA
Molecule: messenger RNA, 1547 nt
Organism: Haliotis rubra (blacklip abalone)
Lineage: Eukaryota; Metazoa; Mollusca; Gastropoda; Lepetellida; Haliotidae
Product: protein D7-like
Exons: 12
Coding region: 93-1055 (320 amino acids)
Source: RefSeq, a predicted model, not a curated record